This is a messenger RNA of Dentiscutata erythropus, 1763 nucleotides long. The record is from the annotation of a GenBank genome assembly. NCBI's taxonomy places the organism in Eukaryota, Fungi, Glomeromycota, Glomeromycetes, Diversisporales, Gigasporaceae.
CUAUGAUGCUCGAAAGGUCAUCUAUACCUAACGGGCCUGUCAUCCUUGAUUUUGAAAAGGUUACAUCCGUUAAUCAACAACCGUUGCGACCUGGGCCGUUGUCUUCUCCGAUUAUUCUACCUUUUGAGAUCGGUACAACGAUUGUUAAUCCUAAAGAUGGCUCCGCCUUCCAAUUGCUUCAACCUCUUGGUAAUGGUUCUUAUGCUGUUGUAUAUAGGGUUCUCGAAAAGUCAUCCAACAAGCAUUAUGCACUGAAAUGUUUAUCAAAGGCAAAUUUGAACGAUUAUCAUUUGGAAGUUCAACGUAAUGAGGUACAUGUUCACAAAAGGCUCAAUCACCCCAAUAUUGUAAAACUAGAUCGUUAUUUUGAAACGCCUGAUUGGCUCUUUCUUGUACUUGAGUAUUGUGAAGGUCAAGAUUUAUAUUAUUGGUUGACGCAAAAUAACGAUAGCAGAGAUCCAAAAACGGGUAAACAGUUAUCUGAAAAAGAACGGGUUACAAUAAUCAAACAAGUUUUCAUGCAAAUAUUGGAUGCAGUCGGUUAUUGUCAUAGUCAAGGCGUGGCUCAUAGAGAUCUUAAACCGGAAAAUUUUAUCGUCAUGAUCAACAAUAACAGCAAGGUCAGUAGUAUUCAAAGUAUUCAAGUUAAAUUAACAGAUUUUGGACUGGCUACGGAUGAAAUUGAAUCGGUGGAUUUUGAUUGUGGAUCUAAACCAUAUAUGAGUUAUGAAUGCCGUAAUCCUAUACGCGAAUCAUAUAAUCCUCGUCUUGCUGAUAUAUGGUCAUUGGGCAUCAUUCUUCUUAAUUUGAUGUACCACCGUUCGCCAUGGUCUGAUCCAAAUCCUACACAAUGUAAAUCAUUUGCUUCUUUCCAACUUGACAAGCCAGGCUUCUUGAUUAACCGUUUUACAACAAUUCCGGAAAAGGUUGCACAUUUUUUAGCUAAUCGUGUAUUCUGUAAAGUCGAAGAGGGCCGUAUUAAAAUCAAUGAGUGGAUGAUUUGGUGUGAUGAUAUGGUGGAGAAAAUGUUGUCGGAAAGGAAAACGGCUAAAAGCGUUAAUGACGAUGCUGUAGUUCCGCAGCAACAAUCACUGCCUUCUGACUUCUCAUUAUUCAAACAAAGUUCUACACAUAGAUGUCAUGUGCAUAAUCAUCAUGACUCAUGGUCAGAAGUUUUUGGAGAGUUUGACAACGAGAUGGAUUUUACUGCUCCGGUUUUGUUUGAUAAACAAGAUAGUGCUAAUUAUUUGAAGAAAUUAAAAGAUGUCAAGGCAGAAUCAAAAAGUAAGAACAAUAUAUUGCAAGACGAAUCAGGCUUAGAUAGGAAAGAUAGUGAAAAUUUGGCAGACGUGAAUUCUGAUAACAGUGACGUUGAUUCCGGUUUUGGCACUGAUGAAGAUAAUAACAAUGUUAUAAAAAGAACGCGAAAAAAAGAUGCGAUAAGUGAAUCAAAUGAACCUGUCAAUUCUGUUAAGGCGCCUGUUUCAGUGUCUCCGCCGAAAGUAAUAUAUUGUAAGCCGAAACCCUGGGGUGAACAAAGGUCUCGAGGCCAUCAACAUGAGCCGUCGAUUGAAAAUGGCCCGCCACCUAGCUCAAUAAAUAAUAAUCAUUGGUCUUCUUACAAUCAACGUCGCGAACGUUUGGAACGACGUAAACACGAACAAAAUUUGUCUAUGUGGAAUCAUAAUCGACGUCGUGGAUCAUUGUCAACUGAUAAUUCAACAUUAGCGUCUUCUCGACCUCAACGCACUUCGCAUUUUAAU